AAAGAAUGUGUUCAAAAAACAAAACAAUGUUGCAUUUGUAUCUGCUACUCUGUCAAUAAAAUAGUUUCACUCUUUAGAAGCUGCUUGAUGUAAAAGGAACAACACUUCCACCUUGCUGUGAGAAAUGCAUUUAUAGUUUUGCUACAGAUAACACUUUCUGUGAGACUUAAUGUCAGGGCUCUGAUCAGUUUCCACUCCCCAUUCAUUCACACAUCUCUACCACCCAGUCAUAGUAGAGGUGGACAAAGCAGUUCAGAUGCUUUCAAUUAUGGAGAGUGACUUUUCCACACUGCCUCGCUCUGCUCAGAUGGUGUUUGAGGCUGGUUCUGAUGCAUGUAUACAGUAAAUGGGUCUUUAAUGCUGUUUCAUUUAAGUGAUGGCAAUAAUACUGCCUUAAUUGUUUCUUAUCAAUCAUUCCUUUCUGCCUCUUUCCCGUUCUGUAUGUGUUUUAGUCCCAUUCAUUUUCUCAUGCUUCUAUAUCGUUGUUACUUUAUUUUCACAUACUCACACCCCCACUGUCAGUGUCACUAUCUGCAGGAUUUCCUGUGGAGUUGCUCAACUCUGUUUGUAUCAGUAGAACUGUAAUUUUAAAUGGACUUUCUAAGCAGAGAUGUAGCAUAACUUAAAUGUAGGUUUGGAAAUGUUUAAUUCUGGACACAUUUUGUAAUGAAAUAUCUUCUCAGUGGAGAAACUGUGAUCUCCAAUUAUCUGACAAAUCAGGACAAGGUGGGCUGUUAAGCAUAUGGCCUGGAAAUUCAGAAGUCUCAUGCUCUUGCACUAGCAUUCAGGCCUUUUAGCCUAGUGCGUCUGUAUGUGUUUGGAAAGUGUGGAUUUAAAAACACUGAAUGGAGGGGCUUUAUUUGUUUGGAUUUUAUGUUUCACAGUGGUGGUAAAAGAAGUGUCUGUACAAUAUCUCCUAUAAGACUGGAGUAGUUUCUCUGGGGUGUCUAUAACACAAUAUUUGUUUCCUCCAUUAUAAAACUAUUGCAUCCAGGUCACUAUUAAUUAGUACAAGACAGACCUUUAUUUUUCUACAAAUUAAGGUGUUUGUGCCACAAAUGGUGAUUUGAUCCAGUUAUUUGAUUGAUAAUUGAUUGAUCCUAUGCCAUAUGUCAGUACAAAGUGAGGCUAUGAGCUGUAGCUAUAUAGUAUAUUGUUACUGGAAUAAAGCAGUGCUUUAGAUUUGCAUAUGCCAUAGCUAAUUCCUUCAGCUUGUGGAAUUGUGCUCUUUUGAUUUUUCUGAUAAUAGGCUCCCUCUGAACACAGUACAAGAUAUGCAGUGGUACUUUUCAUAGCAAAUACGUUUUAGAGAAUCUUCCAAAGCAUCCAUCUCUAUACAGUUUCCAGAGGGGUUUACAGAUUUUCUGGUUACAUGCACAAAGUUGACUAUCAUAUGGGAAACAUGUUCCAACACAAGGCAAGGUGAAGCUCUUUAAAAUUGCAGAGAUGAAACCACUUUUGAAUUAGAAAAAACAAAAAUUGGGUAUUUCCUGCUGUAUUUUUUUUUAUGUUGAGGAAGAAUAGUAGCACCUGUAAAAGAUGAAAUAACCCCAGCAGCCCUUGUAAAAUGAACGCUGCCAGAGCAUGCCUUAUAUUACGCGAAACAUGUAGAUUUUGUGCGUUUUUGGCUCUGGGUCUGUUCAACACUAAGCCUCAUAAUGAUUCCUGGUUGUGAAAUAACCUGGCAGGCUUUAGGACCAUGGGAAGGUGAAAUCAAGCAUAAGGAAAUAAGAGCACCUGAGCACAGGGAUGUAAACAGGUGCAUCGAUCUGCUUGCUCAAAAUGAGUCAGCACAUGAGGUUCAUUCGCAAUUCUUUUCCACAGCGGAAUAGUCAUUUUUCCAUUCAUUAUACUUUAAGCCACUUGUAUCUCCUCAUGUUCAACCACACCUUGUGUUGCACGGCGUGUUAUUCUCUUAGGUGUGGACCUUGACUUUUUCAAGCCACACCUGUGCACACUAACCAAAUCAGCUCAGGAGUGUGUGCUUGUGAUCUGUGCGGCUGGCAGUCGUCAGGACAAAAAGUCGUACAGCCUUUGACUCGGUGCUUAUCUCUAGGGAAUUUGAGGACACGGCAAAUACAAACACAACGUCUCUUCUCUUUGACACAUCUUUGGAUCAUGAAGUAAGGCAGAAGUUCAGGAUUGUGAACCAUUCUCAACCUUGUCACUGGAAUUAUUGGGCGUGUGCCAUAUCAUAUAUAUGUGUAUAAGACAGCAUCAUAUCUCAACCAUCUGUCAUCACUUUAAACAGCUUCACAGAAGGUGCAGCCUGUUUGUGGUGCCUGACUUAAAGUGAGAGUGGAUGUGAAGAGCAGAGAGACGCAUGAGGAGGAGCUGUGAGGUGCCACUUUGCUUAUUUUCAGACAUUUGUCCUCAUCCUGUGGUGCAUUUUUAUACCCUGGUUAUACACUGGUUUGUAGUAAUGCUUGUGACGUUUUAUUAGGGAUGCUUCAACUGCUUUAGCUUCCGGUUUAGCUAAAAGUAUUUGGGUGUUGGUGGCAGAACAUGAGACUGUAAGAGAGAUUCUUUGAAGAUUUUGUGUGAGACCAUAGGAGAAAACCAGGAGGCUUGUUUGUGUGUACAGGAAGUCUUAUAGUGUAUUUUCAUAUCAGCAAUUUUCUGUACACACUCAACCUCUCUGGGGGGCUGCACACAGAGAUUAGAGCUUGUAAGAGUGGAGUUAAUCUCCCCAUGUAGAGGCGAUCAUUUCUCUUUGGAAACCGGGCACAUUUAAGAAAGGAUCAACUUGCCGCCUAAUCAGCUUACGCUGUGCAGGAAUUCAGUGGCACCUUUAUGCUCAGGCGAGGGGGGAAAAAACAGCCAUCUGACUUAUUCCCGUCCAUACUUUAGGAAAUUUCACAGCGUAUUUUAUACCAAAGAGGUCUGGGGUAGAGUGGCAGCAAGACACUUGUUUCGCUGGAGGAUUGAGUACAGCUCUGGCGCAGCCUGAUUGGGGAUUGUGGAUAUGUUUUUAACUUCAGGAAAGAGUUGUUUGUGCCAACUGUGGGAUUUUCUCACAGGGAAGAGGACAGCUGGACUGUGAGAUCCCAGGAGGGAUAAAGAGAUACCAAGCACCAGAAGAGAUACCAAGCACCAGAAGUUUUGAGAGCUCACUGCUGCACGUACAUGUAAUAAAGUAGAGCUGUGCAUCAGAAGUACUGAGUCACUGUGGUCUGUCUGACAUAACUCGCACUUCCCCCUCCUCUUCCUCUGUCUAUCCGUCUCUCAUUUCCCUCUCUUUCCCCUUUUCUGAUCCUCUCUGACCAUGAGUGAGCUUACCUACUGAGGACUGUGGGAUAAAACGAGCUCUGUGUAAACGAACCUAGGAAGGCCACCUCAUUUUUACAGACAGAGGACGAGAAGAAAAGGGGCCAUUUGUGUCUGCUCGUUGGAGGAUAUCACAGUGACACAUGAUCCUCAUACUCUGCUUCAGAAAACCACUGCCUACCUGGGAAGGUUGAAAGGAGGUGUGCCUGUGUGUGUGUGGGUGGGUGUGUGUGAGAGAGAGAGAGAGAGAGAUUCUUCGUCCUCUCUCCCGCCUUCAGGGGCAGGAUCUGCUGCUCGGGGAAGGACUUGUGAGCCGCUCAGCACUGAAGGAGCUGUCAGCGAUACUCCAUCCUCCCUCCUUUGCUCUCUCUCACUCUUGCGCUCUUCUUUCCUGGCUCACGCACUGUCACUUUCAUACGCACGCCAGCAAGAUGAUGGAGGAAGUGUCUAUCACAGUGGCCUACGAUGCCCACGUUAUCAACCAGAUCUGUGACGAGGACAUCUUUGCUAGUUUGGUGGCAGACUCCAGACCCAAACCAGCGGUGCCAACUAAGAAGCUAAAGAAGUUUGAGAAGGAGUACCAAGCUUUCCGAGAGAGCCAGCUGCAGCAGGAGGACCCUAUAGACAGAUACCAGAGGGAGAAUCGGCGGCUGCAGGAAGCCAGCAUGCGUUUGGAGCAGGAGAAUGAUGACCUCGCCCACGAGCUGGUCACUAGCAAGAUUGCACUGAGGAACGAUUUAGACCAGGCGGAGGACAAGGCCGACGUGUUGAACAAAGAGCUGCUGAGCACAAAGCAGCGGCUGGUGGAGACGGAGGAAGAGAAGAGGAGACAGGAGGAAGAGACAGCUCAGCUGAAGGAGGUGUUCAGAAGAGAGUUGGAGAAAGCAGAGUCUGAGAUUAAGAAGACCACAGCCAUCAUUGCUGAGUAUAAACAGAUUUGCUCUCAGCUGAGCACCAGGCUGGAGAAACAACAGGCCUCCACCAAGGAGGAGCUGGAUAUUGUGAAGAGUAAAGUGAUGGCGUGCGAGCGAUGUCGGGAAGUGUUCAGUAAGGACGGGCCCCUGCACGUCCCCGCAGUGACACAGGACAACCGUGAUUCAGACCUGGAUGAGGAGAAGGACUCUCUGAAGGCUCAGCUGCGGGAGCUGGAGCUGGAACUGGCUCAGACCAAACUGCAGCUGGUGGAGGCCAAGUGCAGGAUCCAGGAGCUGGAGCAUCAGAAGGGAGUGCUGAUGACUGAAGUCCAAGCUGCCAAAAACUCCUGGUUUAGUAAAACCCUGGGGUCCCUGAAGACUUCAGCAAGCAGUCAGGCACCUCCCUCACCCAAAGAGGGGCAAUAGGACUCAUACAGGCCUCAGCCAGCGAGGCAGGAGCAGAUCCACUGCCUGGCACUUGCAUGGGAAUGACAAGGCUGUCUGAACACUACUAAACUCUGUGUGGUAAUGCAGUAUUCCCUCUCACACUGGGGGAGACAGGUGGACAGGAAGGUAGAACCACCUGAACUGCUGAUCUGAAGACCAGAGCAUCAAUAGUGGCAAAGCAGAUUUAAUUUUAUGAAUGCCAAAUGUAUGAAAAGCAGUGUCAUUAUUACUAUUUGACAACUGUUGGAGCAACCAUUUUCAUUACAAUCAUUGAGUCAAUCAGUGAGUGCUUGAAAAAAUUGUCACCCACUGAAGCAGCUUUUCCUUUCUCAAAUAAAAUCAAGUGGGCUAAUAGGCUAUUUACUACAUUAAAGAAAGACUUCUAUUUAGUAUUGUUAAGCACAAAUAACCUGAAUUACAUUACAAAUGCAAUCCAUAAACAUUGGUACAAUACAUUUACAUGAUGGCAAACAACAAAUCGUGUUUUCAUAAACUUAAGAUUGAUGCAAAGAGAGUAAAGUUUUUUUUUGUUUGUUUUUUUUUUUUUUUUUUGUAUAAAUAUGAAGUCAGGUGUCUGCGUUUGUGAAUUCUGGUUUAGGUGACCACUCUAUUGCACAUUUCUUAGUCAGAGGUCAUAUUUAUCCAGAGUUCUCAGUGCAUUGGAAGACAGCAGUUAAGAAUAUACAGGAAUAUGCAGGAAUAUGCAGGAGCAGUGUCUCGGGCAGUGCAGCAGUUCCACCUAGUGGCAGUUUCCAGUACUGCAGAGUACUGAAUUUAUUUACCUACUUUGACUGUUAUACUUUUAAAGGUGGAAUUCCUAUAUAACAUUACUAAUAAGGUUUUAUCUUGAGAUUAUCUACAUGUUUAUAAUUGUAGCUUUUUUAUUUGAGAGAGGGAAUACUGCAUCCAGACUAAAAAAAAUCCCUGUUUUUCUAUAUAGUAAUAACUAAUGUUUAAUUGUUUUGUCAUGUGUAUAACUAAAUGUUUAAUUGUUUUUUAUCUUGUACAGUUCUGAGAGGAAUGUUGUCUUUUUUUUUUUUUUUUUUUUUUUUUUUUUUUUUAAACCAUUUUUGAAUUUAAAAGUAUGUAAAUAUUAACGGCUUAAAGCACAGUGUUCUACACAACUGUAAUUCAAAAAUGACAUUCCUGCUUUACUGCUCUUACUCUCCCAGUGGCUGGAGCUGUGAUAACCAAGCCUCUGAGAGCGCACAGCUGCAUCGCUCACUCUGCGCUGGGAUUUGAGAGCUGGAGAAUCCUUCCUGCAAAUGCAAUGGUUUGUACACACUGUGUAAUUUAAUGUAAAUUCACCCAGUCUUGGGAAAACAGUGUGUGUCCCUAUAGCAGGAGCCACACAUCAUAAAUGUGCCAAGAAGUCUUCGCAGAUGUUCCCACACAGGCAACUCUAUGUCCAUUUUUGUCAGGCUUAUUCAUUAGAAAAACACGUUCUGUGAUAUUGUGGUCUUGCUGAUUACGUUGUGCAUUCAUUAGUGCAGGUAACUGUAGAACAAACAGAACAAACUUCAAUGUCUUUGUCUCUAUACCAAGGUUUCUUCACUCACUUGGCUUCCUAAAGGUCAUCAUUUGUGACCCCUAGAAUUUCUUAAACCACAUGGAUCUUAACACACUCUAACAAGAUGUCUUUAUUGUGAAUACACUUUUAUUGUUCAUUUUUACUGUGGUUGAAAUAUGUAUACUUAUCUCCUAUUUUGUAAUUUCUGAAAUUGCGUGCUGCCAAGCAUUAGUUUAAUAUUAACCAAUAUCAAGUGCAAUCUACUCUUUGCAUAGCAUUAUGGUUGAUUUAAUAGAUUAUAAGGCACAGGAGAUGUUCCUUCUGAGCUCUUUAGAUUUGACAGUGUGAGUCGUUAGGGGGGAUGAUGGUAUUUACAGGUACACCAACCUGUCCCAGUUGAAAAAACUAUGUGACAAAUAAACCCUGAUUCUUGUUCUGUUGAAGUUUGAA
This is a messenger RNA of Pangasianodon hypophthalmus (striped catfish), 6588 nucleotides long. RefSeq names its product RAB GTPase activating protein 1-like (gene rabgap1l). NCBI's taxonomy places the organism in Eukaryota, Metazoa, Chordata, Actinopteri, Siluriformes, Pangasiidae. The coding region runs from base 3699 to 4607 and encodes 302 amino acids. The record is from RefSeq and is a predicted model, not a curated record. The transcript has 8 exons.